GAUCGCGCCAAUCGCCACACUGGGAGGCGGCUACACUGAACGAAUGUUAGUAAGCCUGGCAAGGCGGUAACGUGACGAACGAGGCAUUCAUCUGCUCCCGAGAAUUCCAGCCGCAGACGCCAAAGAUACGCAGGUGCACAUACUUCCAGUGCAAUAUAGAACCAGCUUAUCGCCAUGAGACCGAGAAAAAAGCAACAGCCAAGUCAACGACGAGAUCGCCCUCAACGACUACCUAAAGAACAUCUGUUGCAAGCGACAAAUACUGCAGAAGAAGAUGAUGAGAUGACAACGGCUAAUUACGCUUACACACCAUUGCAAAAUCAAAAUAAUAAUAGACAAAUAGGCAGCAUGUUAUCCAGAGACUGGCGACAGGCCCUUCGAACUCCUCACGUCUAUAGAGUUGGAAACAGUACUCUACGCAUACAGAGUCAAUUUAUCGUUUUCCUUCUAUUCAUAUUUUUUAUCGCUUUAUAUUACUAUGGAUACUCCUUACUUACUAGUCUUAUUUGUACUGCUCCGCAGCCCCAUAGUACAAUGUCACCUAGUCACUUCUACUUUUAUAAUAGAACUUAUCCUUUAACGCCACCAGUUAAACAAUAUACUGGUAUCUCGUAUGCCAUUGCCAUUGUUAGUGAUUUGGAUACCAAUUCAAAAGUUGAAGGUAAACAGAAGCACGAUACAUGGCAAAGCUAUUUUAAAAAAGGCACUUUGACAUGGAUGCCAUCUAGAAAUGUUGUAUCCGUUGAAUGGGAAGCUAGCAUGACUUCAUUGAACUCUCAACUAGGUCUUAGUGGCAGAGGAAUGGAGCUUUCAGAGCUUAUUACAUUUGAUGGUAGAUUGCUAACUUUUGAUGAUAGAACAGGAAUGGUUUAUGCUUUUGAAGGAGACAAAGUUUAUCCUUGGGUCAUACUAAUGGAUGGCAAUGGAAAAAAUCUCAAAGGUUUUAAAUCUGAAUGGGCAGCUGUGAAAGAUGAUCAAUUGUAUGUUGGCAGUAUGGGCAAAGAAUGGACUACACCUACUGGUGAAUUUGUAAAUAACAAUCCCCAAUGGAUCAAAAUCAUUUCACCUAGAGGAGAAAUACACUCUACUAAUUGGGUAUCCAAUUAUAAUCGGUUGCGAGAAGUAUUAGAUAUCCACUUUCCUGGGUACAUGAUUCAUGAAUCUGGAGCAUGGAGUAAUAUACACCGUAAAUGGUUCUUUUUACCUCGAAGAUGUUCUAAAGAGCAAUACAAUGAAACAAAAGAUGAAUCCAUGAGCUGUAAUGUAUUGAUAAGUGCAGAUGAAACUUUUGUGAAUGUUCAGGUAACUUACAUUGGAUCUGUAGUACCAAUUAGAGGAUAUUCAAGUUUCAAAUUCCUACCUGGUUCAAAAGAUACAAUUAUAGUUGCUCUGAAGACUGAAGAAUACAAAGGAAAUACUGCUACUUAUAUUACAGCAUUUACGAUCGAAGGUCAAAUACUGAUGCCUGAUGAGAAAAUUACAGAUAAAAAAUUUGAAGGCUUGGAAUUUGUAUGACAUUCCUUGUUGAAUUUUAUAAAGACUUAUCAAUAUUGUAUAAAGUGUAAAUAAUGCAAGUCAAAUAAUGUCUGUGAAUUACAUAGAGUUUUAAAUUUCAUAAACAUUCAUUAAGAGAUCAAUUCAAUUGAAUUGAUACUUCAAUCAAUGAAAUGUGAUCAAGAAGUAGACAUUUUUAAUACUUCUGUUGACCAGAGGGAUAUAUUUUAUUUAUAUUCAUUAUUGUGAGUACCAUUGACGACCUUGUCAAACUUAGGGAAAAAUGUUUGAAUUAUGAUAGACUCAUAUAAAUUAAAAGCUAAUUUGUUACUGUUAAAAUGUUUGUGAAAUCAGACAAAUGCUUAUAAAUAAUUGUAAAUAAUAAUUUUAGUAAAAAA
Messenger RNA from Trichogramma pretiosum, 1892 nucleotides. RefSeq names its product soluble calcium-activated nucleotidase 1-like. The transcript is spliced from 5 exons. Gene Ontology annotation, molecular function: UDP phosphatase activity; GDP phosphatase activity; calcium ion binding. Lineage: Eukaryota; Metazoa; Arthropoda; Insecta; Hymenoptera; Trichogrammatidae. Gene Ontology annotation, biological process: proteoglycan biosynthetic process. The record is from RefSeq and is a predicted model, not a curated record. Bases 175 to 1515 code for a protein of 446 amino acids.